AUGGCAAUGAUCUGGAUCCUAUCCUGCCUGGCCCUGCUCAGUGGAGCCUAUGGCUGCGGUGUUCCCGCCAUCAGGCCCGUUGUCACCGGCUAUGCCAGGAUUGUGAAUGGUGAGACUGCCGUCUCUGGAUCUUGGCCCUGGCAGGUGUCUCUGCAGUACACCUCUGGAUUCCACUUCUGUGGUGGCUCCCUGAUCAACAGUCUCUGGGUUGUCACCGCUGCCCACUGUGGAGUCACAACUUCCCACCGUGUUAUUCUGGGUGAACAUGACCGCUCCUCCAACGCUGAGCCCAUCCAGACCUUGUCUGUCGGCAGAGUCUUCAGACACCCCCAGUACAACUCCGUAUCCAUCAUCAAUGACAUCACCCUGAUCAAGCUGGCCAGUCCCGCUACCUUCAACAACCGCGUGUCCCCAGUUUGCCUUGCUGCCGGCGUUGAUGUCUUCAAUGGAGGAGAAAGAUGCGUCACCACCGGAUGGGGAUACACCAGCGCCGCAACACAAACCACCCCAGCUAGGCUCCAGCAGGCAUCUCUUCCUCUCCUGACCGUCAGCGACUGCCAGAGAUACUGGGGAAGCAAUAUCCAGCCCACCAUGAUCUGCGCCGGUGCCUCCGGUGUCUCCUCCUGCAUGGGUGACUCUGGUGGACCCCUUGUGUGCCAGAGGAACGGAGCCUGGACCCUGGCCGGUAUUGUGUCCUGGGGCAGCUCUUCUUGCUCUACCUCUACCCCUGCUGUCUACGCCCGUGUCACCGUUCUCAGGGCCUGGGUGGACCAGACUGUUGCAGCUAACUAAAU
Messenger RNA from Nanorana parkeri, 794 nucleotides. RefSeq names its product chymotrypsinogen A-like. The coding region runs from base 1 to 792 and encodes 263 amino acids. NCBI's taxonomy places the organism in Eukaryota, Metazoa, Chordata, Amphibia, Anura, Dicroglossidae. The record is from RefSeq and is a predicted model, not a curated record. Gene Ontology annotation, biological process: proteolysis. Gene Ontology annotation, molecular function: serine-type endopeptidase activity. The transcript is spliced from 7 exons.